Messenger RNA from Phragmites australis (common reed), 5938 nucleotides. RefSeq lists its product as uncharacterized. NCBI's taxonomy places the organism in Eukaryota, Viridiplantae, Streptophyta, Magnoliopsida, Poales, Poaceae. The record is from RefSeq and is a predicted model, not a curated record. The transcript has 4 exons. Bases 512 to 5473 code for a protein of 1653 amino acids. Gene Ontology annotation, cellular component: nucleus. Gene Ontology annotation, molecular function: chromatin binding.
GGGGGAGUGGCGUGCGAAAUGACGCAAGUGCCCCCGCUUUCCUCUCCCGAGGACGCCCGAGCAUCCCCUUCCCAAUCUCGCUCGUCGUCUCUGCCGUGCUCCAUAUAUCCAUCCAUCUCUCUCCUCGCAUCCUCUUCUCUCUCCUCCCAAAUCGCCAUUUUUUUCUUCUCUCCUCGUUCACCCCACCUCAGAUCGAGACCAAACCCCACGCCGAGCCCCCGUCUCUGACCCGACUUCUGAAUCCCAAAAUUUUCCUAUCAAAUCGCCCGCCGUUGGAGUCGAUUCGGCCGAAUUCGAGCUCCGAUCUACGGUUUCCGGAGAGGCGUGUCGUCCGAAUCGUCGAAUUCGGGUGAUCCUGAGGUGCAUGGAGGAAGCCCCCUCGGAUCCAGGGCCCCGAAGCUAGGAUUGCCGUCGGUGGAUUCAGCGGCGUCGGUGGCGGCGAUCUGGUGAUGGUGCAGCGCGGCGCCGGGAGUCGGCGAGGAGGGAUCGGUGGCAGGGAAGAUGCAAGGCUAUGCAUGGGCGGUGCGAAGGCGGUGGUGAGGGGUGCGGCAAGAGGCGGCGUCUCGUUCGGCACAUGUGGCCAGCAACUCGCGUAGAGGCAGCUCCCCCACCGGCACAGGGACCAGCUACUCUCCCUUCCAGCUCCUCUGUUCCUCCACCCUCGACAACCUCUUAUCCACCUUCGCCGACGACUCCCCCAGCAUCGGCACAGAAGCAGGAGCGCCUCGAUUCUCCUCGGCCGGUGUCGCCGGAUUCCUUCGUAAAGGACGGGCGUGAGAUUCGAGUUGGCGAUUGCGCUCUUUUUCAGGCUAACCAUGCCCCUCCUUUCGUUGGAUUGAUACGUUGGAUUGAGAAAAAGGAAGAAGGUUAUCCCAAGCUACGUGUAAGUUGGCUUUAUAGGCCUGCCGACGUUAAACUCAACAAGGGCAUACAACUCAACGCGGCGCCAAACGAGAUCUUCUAUUCUUUUCACCAGGACGAGACAUCUUCUGUCUCACUGCUGCAUCCUUGCAAAGUUGCCUUUUUACGUAAAGGUGUUGAGCUGCCAACUGGAAUUUCUUCAUUUGUAUGUCGCCGCGUGUACGAUAUUGACAACAAGUGUUUGUGGUGGCUUACUGAUAAGGAUUAUAUUAAUGAACGACAGGAAGAAGUAAAUAGGCUUCUAUACAGAACAAGGCUAGAAAUGCAUGCUGCAGUGCAGUCAGGUGGACGCUCACCGAAGCGACUCAAUGGUGCAUCAGCUGCUCAGCAGAAGUCCGGUCCAGAUGGCACCCAAAACUGUGCUUCAUCGAGAGGAAAGAAGAGGGACAGAGGUGAGCAAGGAAAUGAUCCAGCUAAAAGAGAUCGUGAUCGCUCCCUUAAGGUUGAUGAAAGCGAGCCUGGAAACUCCAAGGUGGAGAACAUGAAGUCCGAAAUUGCAAAGAUUACAGAAAAAGGUGGGCUUCCGCAUGCUGAAGCUGUUGAGAAGUUAGUUCAUCUCAUGCAACUUGAUCGAACUGAACGGAAGAUAGACUUUUCAGGCCGGGUAAUGCUUGCAGAUAUUAUUGCAGCCACAGAAAGUCCUGAUUGCCUUGGCAGAUUUGUGCAACUAAGGGGCCUUCCGGUAUUGGAUGAUUGGCUUCAAGAGGCUCAUAAAGGGAAGUCUGGUGAAGGGAGUAGUCCUAAAGAAACUGACAAGCCUAUUGAAGAAUUUCUUUUUGCUCUACUUCGUGCACUAGCUAAAUUGCCUAUUAAUCUCACUGCCUUGCAAAGUUGUAGCAUUGGGAAAUCUGUCAAUCAUUUGCGCAGCCAUAAAAACUUGGAGAUUCAGAAGAAGGCUAAAUGCCUUGUUGAUAACUGGAAGAAGCGUGUUGAUGCUGAAAUGAAGUCAAAUGAUGUGAAAGCUGCAGCAUCAGGCCAAGCUGUACCCUGGCCAGGGAAAGCAGGGUUUGCAGAAAUUUCUAAUGCUGGAAAUAGACGAAGUGGCUCAAGCGAGCCCAAUAUGAAAAACCCAGUGUCACAGGUGUCUUCAUCAAAGCCUUUGACUGCUAAAUCUGGUGGUGCUGAGGCUGUUGUGAAGUUGACUCCUGCAGUAUCUGGUUCUUCAAAAUCACCACAUUUACAACCAGCAAACGUGGGAACCAAUUCAAAGGACCAACCCUGCAAAUCAACUGGUGGGACUGGUGGUUCUGAGUUGCCUACUGUGAAAGAGGAUAGAAGCAGCAGUUCGAGCCAAUCACUGAACAAUAGCCAGUCAUGCUCUAGUGAUCAUGCAAAAACAAUUGGUUCUUGCAAGGAGGAUGCGAGAAGUUCAACUGCUGCUUCUGGUAAUGCUAGUAAGAUUUUUGGAGGCUCUUCACGUGGCCGUCGAAGGGCGAACAAUGGGCAUCUUGGUUCUGGAAUCCAGAAGGAAGUUGCUGCCGGAAGAUUUGUGUCAUUUGAUCGUUCAUCUUUGCCGGAAAAGUCAUCACAAUCUGGAAUGGCAUGCGAGAAAGGAGGUGACACACCAUCAGAUCAUGCCAAUAGCCAUAGAUUGAUUGUUCGGUUUCCAAAUCCAGGACGUAGCCCUGCUAGAAGUGUAAGUGGGGGCUCAUUCGAAGACCCAUCUGUUACUGGGAGUGGAGCUUCAUCUCCUGUGCAUGCAUAUAAACAUGAACAUGAUGAUCGUAGGGUGAAAAUGAAGACUGAACAUUCUCGGCCUCAUUUAGCUUUGGAUGCUAAUGCUGAGUCGUGGCAUAGCAAUGAUAUUAAAGGAACUGCAGGCUCCGAGGAAGGUGAUAAAUCACCAUGUGCUACAAUGGAGGAUGACCACAGCAUGAUAGCUGAAGAAGCUGGUAAAGAUGCAUCCAGAGUUGCAUCCUCAUCGUAUGUGAAUGAAAAAGGUGCCUGCUCAAGUGAAACCAGGGCAAAAAACCCGUUCAACCCAAUGAGUGCUUUGAUUGAAAUAAAAUAUUCUGAGGCUGGUCCUUCAUUGCAAGCUGGAGAUGACACGGCGAUGAAUCUUCUUGCUAGUGUUGCUGGGGAGAUGUCUAAAUCUGAAUUGGUUUCCCCAUCUGACUCACCAAGAAAUUCAUCUGCAAAUGAAGAGGGCUGUGAAGGUGACAACAUUGGGAAGUUAAAAGAAGAAAGUGAUGUGGACCCAUCUCAGUAUCCAGGGACAUCAGGUGAGGUUGGUAAAGUCACGGCGGAGAAGCAAGAGAAAAAUGAUGCUUUUUUGGUUGCAAAGGAGGAACGAGACCAGAUGGCUACUGGGACAUAUCCUAUAUCUGGAACGGAUUCUAAAGCAUUUGAAUCUUCAGCUAAAACUGUGAACCAUGAAGAGGAGCGCACCAGCCGAUGUUCUUCUCUUCCGGCUUCAGUUGAUUCACAAGGUGUUGGACAUCAAAACUCACAUGCAAACAAGCCAAUUGAUAUCAUGGCUAAUAUAAGGUCUAAUAUGAAUUCAUCUGCAGGUGAACAUACUGCCCGAGAAAAAGUCGAAGAUGGUUGUUCAAGCAGUCCUGAUGUUGUUGAUGCUACAUUAGGUGGUCAAUGCAGUUUGGUUUUGUCAAACAAAAAGCCAGAAUUGCUCCCUGCCGAGGAAUCUUCAUUGUCUGCCGGUAAACAACACCAAGGUUUGAAGUCAAAUCAUCAAAAUCAGCUUGUGGGUGUACCUGAUCACACAGAAGCCAUUGAUAGAUGUGGUGAAAGUACUGCUGGUAGUUUGGAUUUGAAGUCUGCAGUUCCAUUUGAGUCUACUGAGGUGAAAAAGGGUGAUGGCUUGGGGGUUGCUAACAUAGCGCUGAAAGAGGAGGAAAAGAAGGAACAGUGUUCUUCCACUUCAGUUGAUGUUACCAAACCAGUUGUGUCAGCAGCGCCAGCACUUGGUGUGGCGAAUGGGAUAAACAAGACUAAAGAAUCAAAAGACAGUUCUAGUGAAUCAAGUAGUCAUGUAAAUCCUUGUGGCAUGGCAUCUCAGGAAGCUGCACAUAGUACGAGACACAGUUCAGAGAAAUCCAGCGAUGAUGAGGUUGGGAAAGAGGAUCUUGUCUCAUCAGAUGAGGGUUCUUCUUUUGCUGCUAAAGGCAAGUCAAGUACCGCAGCCAAGCUUGAUUUCGACUUAAAUGAAGGGAUACCUGGAGAUGAGGGGCAUCAGUUUGAGCCAGCUAGCUCUCCUAUGAUAUGUUCUUCAGUUCGCUUGCCUUGUUUUUCUCCAUUUGUAUCGCCUAUUUCAAGUGGGCUGCCUGCUCCAAUAACAGUAGCUGCUCCAGCUAAAGGACCUUUUGUUCCGCCUGAGAACCUUCUAAGAGUGAAGUCUGAAACCGGUUGGAAAGGCUCAGCAGCUACAAGUGCAUUCCGUCCUGCAGAACCGAGGAAGAUUUUGGAGAUGCCCCUUGCAACACCUGACAUUCCGGUAUCUGGUGGUUCAAGGAAGCAGUCUCGCCCGGCGUUUGACAUUGAUUUAAAUGUAGCAGAUGACCAAGCCCUCGAGGAAGAUGUCCCACAGAGUUCUGCUCAGACAACUGGUUCUGAAUCUGGAAACACUAUAAGUCGUGAUGGGCCUCUACGAAGUGCUGGCAUUGAGUUUGACUUGAAUAGAGCUGAUGAAGUUGCAGAGAAUGGCCAAGUUUUGUCUAUGUUUCCAGCGAGGCCGUUACCUGAACUUUUCUCUAAUACUGAUAGAAAUAGCUUGAGGAACUUUGAUCUCAAUAAUGGACCAAGCCUGGACGAAGCUGGCACUGAACCUGCACCUAGGAGCCUAGCAUCAAAAAAUUCAAGCAGUAUACCAUUCCUACCUCAAGUUGCUGGCAUUAGAAUGAAUAAUGCUGAAACGAGUAGUAUAUCACCAUGGUUUGCUUCUGGAACGCAUGGUGCUCCUGUAGCUAUACAAUCUUUUUUGCCUGCUAGAGGAGAACAGCCUUAUCCAAUUGAGGCAGCACCUGGAACCCAGAGGAUUAUUGCAUCAGCAGCAGACAGUGGCCAAUUUGGAAAUGAUUCCUCCAGAACGCCAGUUAUUUCAACAUCACCAACCAUGGUGUUUCACCCUCCUGCAUAUCAAUAUGCUGGGUUCCCUUUCACUCCCAAUGUUCACCUUCAAGCACCAGGGUUUUCGAUCGGAUCGACAUCUUUUGUGAAUUCUGCGCCUGCGGGUGUUUCGUAUUUCCCUACCAUUACCCCGUCACUUGUUGGACCCACAGGUGUAUUACCUGGCCAGCAUGUAAGGCCAUAUGCAAUAAACCUUCCUGAAGGUAGCAGUGGUGGUGGACAUGACAUUAAUCGGAAAUGGGGAAGACAAGGGCUCGAUUUAAAUUCUGGCCCUGGAAUUAUUGAAGUAGAAGGAAAGGAUGAACGGAUGCCUUUACCAGUUAGGCAAACUUUGAUAACGCCACCACAUGCCCUUGUGGAGGAUCAAGCAAGAAUUUACCAAAUGCCAGGUGUAGGAAUAAAGAGGAAGGAGCCAGAAGGCAGUUGGGCUGCAGAAAGAUCACAACACAAGCAAUUAUCAUGGCAGUGAACUCUUUAGGAGAUGGUUUUGCUGCGACUUGAGUGUCCAGUGAGCUUAGUCCAACUGCAUCUGGAAUUGCUGGAAUAUACUACUCAGAAAUGCAUCCAUCCCUGUGAUGUGAAUUGUGAUGGGAAACAAAACUUUGUUGUAAUUGCUGUAAAUGUUCACCAUAUUCCAUGCUUUUCUUGAACAAUUCUCCUUGGCAUCGGCAGUUGCUUUGCUAGGUUUUGUCAGCUGUUAGGCAUGCUUCUAAUUUACUCAGCAGGGUAUGGCUUUGGUGAUGGAAUGGUAAUGGUCUUGAGCCUCUUCAACAUCGGAAACCGUUGUAAUUAGGUUCAAUCGUUUGUUUUAGUUUCUUACUUUCACCUUGUUGAGCACACCCUGCAGCUUUACAUAAAUUUCAGAUGUGACAUGUAUUUUGUGCGGAAGUGUUGCAUCAGUUGACAAUGUAACAGUAUCAAGUACUUACAAGUA